Molecule: messenger RNA, 1908 nt
Organism: Frankliniella occidentalis (western flower thrips)
Lineage: Eukaryota; Metazoa; Arthropoda; Insecta; Thysanoptera; Thripidae
Exons: 5
Coding region: 245-1822 (525 amino acids)
Molecular function (GO): protein binding
Source: RefSeq, a predicted model, not a curated record
UUGGCAUCACUGCAUGCCCGUCUGUCCCUCCGUCCCGUCCGUCCGUCUCACGUCAGUCAACAACCCAAACUUGCCCCAUUGCAGCCAGCAGCCAGCCUCAGCCUCCUUGAUUUCUGCAAGUCCGUGCCUGGUCCCAGCUGUUCUUUCAGUGGGCGGAACAACUAAGGGCUCCGGGCCCAAUUACUGCGUCCCCUGCCGCUUUGUUUGGACUCGUCUAGUGCGCUGCUAGACUUGGUCAGACGACAUGUCUUCUGCCGGCGUCCAGUCGCCGAGCGACGACACAGAGGAUCAGUCUCAAUCACCUUCUUUAAACAAGCUGUGUGACGACGCCCUGAUCCUUGUACUGCGACUCCUCGGCUGUGGGGACCUCCAGCGAUGUCGUCUCGUUUGCCGGCGCUGGCGGGACCUGGUUCAACACCCAGAUGUGUGGCGGCACCGAGCGAUGGAGUUGUUGCCGAACGGCUUCCUGAUACUUGUGAUGCGUUACUUCGAUAUUAGGGAACUGUUGCCGCUCCGGCUCGUCUGUCGCCGUUGGCGGGACCUGGCCAUGCACCCCGGCGUGUGGCGGUACUUAAUCGUUGGAGAGCGGCACCUCAGCUUGCGACCACCGUGCUGCGGCGAACUCAGGUUAUCCUCUGAGAAUCCCCUUUCCUUGGCCGCGACCGCCAUGUGCCCUGCCGCCUUGGUAUACAUAUAUAUUCCGGACGGUGGGGCCAACGAGGCUCUCCUACAAGUGGUGCGCCACCAGGCGGGACUGGGCAACCUCAGGUGCAUAUGGUUAACUGUGAGGGAUCCAUUUGUCUACAACAACUUUGACGUUGUGCUGAGCGUCGAAGGAUUGCGUGAGCUGGAAGUGCGGCAAUUCUGCAAGACGGAAAGACUGUCGAUUUUCAAGAGAUCAUGCUUUCCUGCUGCUGCUCCGUCUCUUCGGAAGCUGACGUACGAGGGAGGGCCAGGGUCAGAUCCCUUCCUGGAAUCGCUGCUGCAAGCGGUCGCCCUCAGCCUGGAAGAUCUCGACCUCCUUUUUUGUACCGAAUUCGAUAAUUUCCAUAGCGACAUGACGGUCGCCAGGCUGCUGAGCAAGUGCAACAACCUCCGAAAACUUAGAUGCCCGUUCUUGGGGGGCUUCGAGCAGCUGCUGGCUUGCCGUUCGCUAACCGACCUUGAAAUUUCAACCGUAGUUGACGCGGUGCAAGGGUCUAACGAGGAAGAUGCUCGCUGCGCCAUCUCCAGUCUCUGCUGCUUCCUGCGCUCUGCUCCUCAUCUCACUCAUCUGAGCUUUUGGUUCGAUAAUUUUGAAACGGCGACGGACCUAUUCCGAGCAUUGGAUGGCGCUGGUCGCUCCCAGAUUACUUCUCUAAAAGUCCGUACUGAAGUUAAUUGGACAAAGGAACAGGCCGAUCGCCUCUGGGAGCUCGUUGUACCCAUACUUCCAAACUUCCCCCGACUUGAGGAACUGACUGCCGAUCUGAUGGUGACGCCACAUCUGCUGAGAGCCAUUCGUCCUAACCUCCUUCCCAACGUCACACGUCUAAAUGUGAUGUUUCUGGACCGAUGUUUCAACUGCAACUGGGACCUGCUAUGCGAGAUGCUGCAGAUCUAUCCGAGACUGCAAAUAAAUAUAGAGUUUGAAAAUUUAUGCCACUGUCGUCAGUGUUCGAAACCAGGGGGGGAAUGCCACGAGCUUUUAAAAAGACGGCCUGGUUUUCAAGUGAACUAUUUGAGAAAGAAUGCAGCAAAGAACCGCGUGAACUGUGAUGGGGUUGUACACAUGUGGUCCUCAGAUGAAGACGAUGAUGAUAAUGAUAAUGUAGAUUUUUAAAUUGAUUCUGAUUGAUUCCACAAAAUUAACAAAAUUUUAUAUAUGACAGUGAUUAAUAGGUUUUACAAUUUGUAAAAGAAACUUUA